CCUUUCUCAUAUCAAAACAUCCUAACCAUUCCCACCCCCCACGUUCUCUCUAUGUAAUUUCCUUCUCUUUUUUUCUUCUACUCUUUGCUUUCAUCAUACAUACUUAAAAUAUAUAAUCUCAUUCAACAUGAAGUAUUCCAGCCUACUGAUGCUCACGGUAGUCGCAGCCGGUGUCCAUGCAUGUAACCCAGUAUAUGAAAUGUGUAUGAAAACAGCACAGAGUGCAGUGGACGCAUGCAAAACGGGCGGAUACGACUCGAUACCUUCUUGUGCCUGCUCGGCUGAAAAGCAAGUACUCGCUUGCUUUUCGGAAUGUCCUCAAAAUGAACAAAUCUUUGAUCAGGAAGAGAAACAAAUGACACGUAUAUCAGAUAUCUGCGGUCGCUCAGGAGCUGAAGCCGAAGACGUCGAGCAAAAGGAUCAUGAUGGCAGACAGCAGGAAAAUAGUGGUGCUGAACAGCAAGUGACUAUAGGUGAACAAGAAGAAGAAGAAGAAGAAGAAGAGAUCCUACAACCGGCUCAAAAAGACAAUAAGAAGCAGCAAAAGGAGGACGAGAAGAAGGAUCAAACAGUCCAUGCAGCAUCCAUCCCAGAACCAAUCCACAAGGAUGCUGGCAACAUAUUUGGACAGACGCAUGCAAAGCCAAACCAAGAUACUGUUAACCAACAACAGCAGCAAUCCAUGGGCCAUCCAUCCGAGUCAUCCGCUUCAGCCAUUUCAGCAGCCAUGGCCUUGAUUGGCGCAGUAUUUCCAGUUGCUGUGGUGUCAUUAAUGCUUCAACAAUAAUAAAGCCCGAAAUGCCUUUUAAGUUUCUGCAGUGUAGCAUAGUGCCUUUUUCUUUUUCCAAUCCUCCUACAAAAGCACUAAUAAUGGUUUGCAAAAAGUGUGAAAAGAAAUUGACAGCUGUAGCAGCACCUGAUAAAUGGAAAGAAGGAUCAAAGAACUCAACGGCUGGCAAAGACGAUCGUAAAGU
Molecule: messenger RNA, 974 nt
Organism: Zychaea mexicana
Lineage: Eukaryota; Fungi; Mucoromycota; Mucoromycetes; Mucorales; Lichtheimiaceae
Exons: 4
Coding region: 128-787 (219 amino acids)
Source: RefSeq, a predicted model, not a curated record